This is a messenger RNA of Cajanus cajan (pigeon pea), 2103 nucleotides long. NCBI's taxonomy places the organism in Eukaryota, Viridiplantae, Streptophyta, Magnoliopsida, Fabales, Fabaceae. The record is from RefSeq and is a predicted model, not a curated record.
UUCACAAUAUAUUAAAAUUGCUAAAGAUUACAGAAACUAGCGUGGCUGCACUACUCCUUGUGAGUGUUUGUGAAGAUGAGAAUUUCGGGAAUUCAGCGCGGCAAGCACAACCCUUCUUCCUCGUCUUCGCUUCCAUGGAUAUCUCCGCUCAAUUUCACAAAACCCAAACCCGAGCCUCCUCCCCAACCCACCGCCGAGCCUCCGCGGAAGCGCAGCUACAUUUCCCACGACUCCGCCAUCGACAUGAUCAAACGCCAGAAAAAUCCACAAGAGGCCUUACAAAUAUUCAACACCGUUUCGCAACAGAAGGGUUUCAACCACAACAACGCCACCUACGCCACCAUCCUCCAGAGCCUCGCGCGCCGCGACCAGUUCCACGCCGUCAACCGCGUGCUCCACCAAAUGACCUACGAAACCUGCAAGUUCCACGAGGGCAUUUUCGUCAACCUCAUGAAGCACUUCUCCAGGGCCUCCCUCCAUGAAAACGUUCUCCAAGCCUUCUUCUCCAUUCAACCCAUCGUUAGGGAAAAACCCUCCCCCAAAGCCCUCGCCACGUGUCUCGACCUCUUGCUCCAUUCCGAUCGCCUCGAUUUGGCGCGGAAUUUGCUCCUGCAUGCCAAACGCACCCUCACGCAUAAGCCCAAUGUUUGCGUCUUUAAUAUCCUCGUUAAGUACCAUUGCAAAAAAGGGGAUCUUGAAUCUGCUUUUCACGUUGUUAAGGAAAUGAGGAAUUCGGUGCUGUCUUACCCUAAUUUGGUUACUUACUCCACCCUCAUGGACGGCCUUUGUAAAAUUGGAAGACUCAAAGAAGCCUUUCAGGUGUUUGAGGAAAUGGUUUCGAGGGAUCGCGUUGUGCCUGACCCUCUUACUUACAAUACUCUCAUCAAUGGGUUUUGCCGCGGAGGGGACCCUGAGCGUGCUAGGAAUGUGAUUCAGUUUAUGAAGAGUAAUGGGUGUCGUCCCAAUCUCUUUAAUUACUCUGCUCUGGUCAAUGGCUUCUGUAAAGCUGGGAAAUUGCAGGAUGCGAAAGGGGUUUGGGAUGAGAUGAAGGAAUGUGGGUUGAAACCGGAUACGGUUACUUACACUUCUUUGAUUGAUUUUUUGUGUAGGAAUGGGGAAACUGGUGAAGCUAUGGACUUGCUUGAGGAAAUGAAGGAGAAUGAGUGCAGGGCUGAUACUGUUACGAUUAAUGUGAUACUUGGGGGUUUGUGUAGGGAAGGUAGAUUGGAGGAGGCUCUUGAUAUGCUUGAGAAGCUGCCACACCAGGGUGUGUAUUUGAACAAAGCUAGUUACAGGAUUGUUCUUAACUCUUUGACCCAGAAAUGUGAGUUGGAAAAGGCGAAGGGGUUAUUGGGGUUAAUGCUGGGUAGGGGGUUUCUGCCACAUUAUGCAACCUCGAAUGAAUUGUUGGUUCUUCUUUGUGAGGCAGGAAUGGUUGAUGCUGCUGCUAUGGCACUAUUUGACUUGGUGGAGAUGGGGUUUCAGCCUGGACUCGAGUCUUGGGAGGUUUUAAUUGGGUUAAUCUGCAGAGACAGGAAGUUGUUGUAUGUUUUUGAGUUACUUGAUGAAUUAGUGGUCACAAAUGCAUGAUAUUUGUUUACAUUGUGUAAUGAGUUUCAGAAGCAAUUGGUGCUCAGAAUUUUUCACUCGCGGUAAAGGAUGAUAAAUCAUAAAACAGCAAUGCGAUGGAUGAAGUAGAAUGUGGCCAGGAGUCUUGCAUGUUUGGAAAAUUCAUUUUAAGGGAAAGAACCUUCUGGAAUGCUGUCCUAAUAUCCAAAACUAGAGGGACGACACUAUACAAAAGGCGUAACACUUUCGUUCACGGGAUGAAGACUCCAUAACUCUACUUAGGUUCAAACUUUACACCAAAAAAGAUGUUAGAUGCACUGGAAAAACAUGUGCUGUUUGGUUUGGUUUAAACGCAUUGACAUCGAAUGCUUAAUGCCGAGGCCUUUGCAUGUUAAAAUAAGCCCGUUGUAAUGGUUUUUGGCUUAAGGUAAUCCAGCUCCUGCAGCAAAAGAAAUGAAAGAAACAGAAAAAAAAAAAAAAAAUGAUUUUUAGAAUUAUACUUAGAUUUCAGAUUUUUAAUUUUAAAGGAAAAAU